Molecule: messenger RNA, 7319 nt
Organism: Chelonoidis abingdonii (Abingdon island giant tortoise)
Lineage: Eukaryota; Metazoa; Chordata; Testudines; Testudinidae
Source: RefSeq, a predicted model, not a curated record
CCUGGAUACAUUUUGAUUGUCUUACAGCUCCAUUUAGCAGCCCUGGCAUCACUAAAGGGAGAUAUAGUGGCGCUUAAUAAACGUCUGCAGCAAACAGAAAGGGAGCGGGACCUGCUGGAAAAAAAAUUGGCAAAGGCGCAGUGUGAACAGUCUCAUCUAAUGAGAGAGCAUGAAGAUGUACAGGAGCGAACAACACUACGCUAUGAAGAACGAAUCACAGAGCUUCACAGCAUUAUCGCUGAAUUAAAUAAGAAGAUUGACCGACUACAAGGAACAACAAUAAGGGAGGAAGAUGAAUAUUCUGAACUACGAUCAGAGCUCAGCCAGAGCCAGCAUGAGGCUAACGAAGAUUCACGCAGCAUGGACCAGGAUCAGACUUCUGUUUCAGUACCAGAGAACCAGUCCACUAUGGUCACAGCUGACAUGGAUAACUACAGUGACUUGAACUCCGAACUGCAGAGAGUGCUGACAGGGCUGGAGAAUGUAGUCUGCGGGAGGAAGAAGAGCAGUUGCAGUUUGUCUGUAGCAGAAGUGGACAGACACAUUGAACAACUCACCACUGCCAGCGAACAUUGUGAUCUAGCUAUUAAGACAGUAGAGGAGAUUGAGGGUGUGCUGGGACGGGAUCUGUAUCCAAACCUGUCUGAAGAGAGAUCUCGGUGGGAAAAGGAGCUGGCUGGUCUGAGGGAAGAAAAUGAGAGCCUCACUGCUAUGCUGUGCAGCAAAGAAGAGGAGCUGAACAGAACCAAGGCCACCAUGAAUGCUAUCCGUGAAGAAAGGGACAGAUUACGCAGAAGGGUUCGGGAACUGCAAACACGUUUACAGAGCAUCCAGGCAACAGCCCCAUCCAGUCCAGGUCGUCUCACUUCCGCAAACCGACCCGUGAACCCCAGUACUGGAGAGCUGAGCACAAGCAGUAGCAGCAAUGACAUUCCCAUUGCCAAGAUUGCUGAACGAGUGAAGCUCUCAAAGACAAGGUCAGAGUCUUCAUCAUCUGACCGACCUGUCCUAGGAUCAGAAAUCAGCAGCAUAGGGGUGUCUAGCAGUGUGGCUGAGCACUUGGCCCAUUCUCUCCAAGACUGCUCCAACAUCCAGGAAAUCUUUCAGACACUCUAUUCACAUGGAUCUGCGAUCUCUGAAAGCAAAAUCCGAGAGUUUGAAGUGGAAACAGAGAGGUUAAAUAGCCGUAUUGAGCACUUAAAAUCCCAGAAUGACUUGUUGACAAUAACGCUGGAGGAGUGCAAGAGCAAUGCUGAGAGGAUGAGCAUGCUGGUUGGGAAAUAUGAGUCCAAUGCCACAGCACUCAGACUUGCACUGCAGUACAGUGAACAGUGCAUAGAAGCAUACGAGCUGCUGCUGGCUUUGGCAGAAAGUGAACAGAGUCUCAUUCUUGGUCAGUUUAGAGCUGCAGGCGUUGGGUCUGUUGGUGACCAAACAGGUGAUGAGAACAUUACCCAGAUGCUCAAGAGAGCUCACGACUGCAGGAAGACAGCUGAGAAUGCAGCAAAAGCCCUGCUGAUGAAGUUAGAUGGCAGCUGCGGGGGAGCCUAUGCGAUCACUGGCUGUAGCGUACAGCCGUGGGAGAGCCUGUCAUCCAACAGCCACACCAGCACUACCAGCUCAACUGCAAGUAGCUGUGAUACGGAGUUCACAAAGGAGGAUGAGCAGAGGUUGAAGGAUUACAUCCAGCAGCUGAAGAAUGACAGGGCAGCAGUCAAGCUGACCAUGUUGGAGCUGGAGAGCAUCCAUAUUGAUCCCCUUAGUUAUGAUGUCAAACCUCGUGGAGACAGCCAGAGGCUAGAUCUGGAAAAUGCAGUUCUGAUGCAGGAACUCAUGGCAAUGAAGGAGGAGAUGGCAGAGCUUAAGGCACAACUGUACCUGCUAGAGAAAGAGAAGAAAGCACUGGAGUUGAAACUCAGCACUCGAGAGGCCCAAGAACAGGCCUAUCUAGUUCACAUUGAGCACCUGAAGUCUGAAGUAGAAGAGCAAAAAGAACAGAAAAUAAGAUCCCUCAGCUCCACCAGUAGUGGCAGCAAAGACAAAUUGGGCAAGGAAUGCACAGAUGGGACCACAACACCAUUAACCCUAGCUGAGCUGAGACCAUACAACGACAGUGAACUGGCUGCAGAACUGACAAAUGCACUCAGACGAGAGAAGAAACUGAAAGGGAGAGUGCAAGAGUUAGUGAGUGCCUUAGAGAGACUCACGAAGAGCAGCGAAAUCAGACAUCAGCAGUCUGCAGAGUUUGUUAAUGACCUGAAAAGGGCAAACAGUAACCUUGUGGCAGCUUAUGAAAAAGCAAAGAAGAAGCAUCAAAACAAACUGAAGAAACUGGAGUCUCAAAUGAUGGCGAUGGUUGAGAGGCAUGAGACUCAAGUGAGGAUGCUCAAACAAAGAAUAGCAUUGCUGGAGGAGGAGAACUCAAGACCUCACACCAAUGAAACUUCACUUUAAAAUAUAUGAUGACAAUUAGUGCCAUUAAAAACCAGUUUUUUUUUUCCUUCACUGAUUUUAGGUAGUGAACACUAUUAAGGAUUUGAAACAUAACGGGCAUAGAUCAGCCUUGUGGCUUUGUCAAGUCAAGCCAGGAGGAAUGGGGAGACUAUUUUGGCAAAGGAUUGUUUAUUGAUCACUGCUUGAAAUGGACAGUGUCUGAAGGUAAAGUUUCUGGUCAUACCAAGGUUACAUUCACAGUAUAUGUGAUUAUGUGUAUAUACACACACAUGCAGGAUUAUCGCCCAUCCUCAAAUCCUAAUGGGUCGCAGUCUCUCCACACUUUUUUCAUUUUAAUCUUGAUGCACUCCCUUGCUUUUAAUUUACUACUAAAACAAUGCCAAAAUAGCACUUAUUCAGAUGCUUUUGUAUGUUUGUUUGGACACAGACUAAGCCAGUUUGAUAAUCUCCCAGCCCCCAUGUUCUCUUUGUCCUGAAAUCUUGCAGUAAGAUUUGCUGUUACAUCUAUUGUAUGUAGAUAUUUGGUGAGGGGAGGUGUGCAAGAUGACAGCCUGUUUGUACCCUGCACCAAACUUGCAGUUCUCCACACACAAUCCAGCAGAUGUAGGAGGAUAACUCCUGCUAAUUCAGAGGCAUUUUACCCAGGCAGGAUUCCUGAACACAGCAACUAGAAAGCUCUUACUGCAAGUCUACAAUGCUGUUUUCUUUCUUAUGCCUUUACAGGCAGUAUGUGGCCACAUGCUUUCUAUUUACAGUGCAGGGGCCAAGACUGGGUAGGAAGUUACAAGGAAGUUUUUGUCCUUCAUGUUAUAUGGUAGUGCUGACAGUCAAUUUAGAAAAAGUUGGGUUUAUUUUUCUAACACACACACAGUUUUCCUCAAACCAGCCUCUGUCAGGUGCAGAGUAAUAUUAGACCAGCAUAAUGUUCCAUUACACUUGUGUGUGACCAAGAGGCAGAAACCCUCUCUGCACUUAUAAAUAAGUUCCUUUUUGGUCAAUACAUUGUAAGGAAUGUACCUAUUCAAAAUUAAAAUAAAUGCACAUGAAUGUGCAUAUACAUAUAGAUAGACACACACACAAAAUGAGUGAGCAAAUGGCUGGCUCUUAGUACAGUGAGUAGAAGUUAUAUGAACACAGCCUUCUGAUGGCUGUUGUAAAAUUACAUUUAUAGGCUAUUUUUUAGUAAGUUACUGUUAUACUGUGUGGACUCUGUUCAAGCCAGUCUGUUUCUCAUAUCAUGCUAGCUAGCACAUUGUAAGACUGAAUGAGUCUGGUGUUUUUAGUAGAGGCUGAGUGAAUCAGAGAGAUCAGGUUGCCACCCUCCAGGAAGCAGGAGGUGUAGUCUCAGGCAUGGCACUCAUCCCAGCUCCCUUGGGCCUUGUUCACAUGGCUUUUGUUUUCUCACUGUUGCUGAGAUUGUCUGAGCACUUAAAACAAAACAACCCACCCUCAUCAGUUUAUCAACCUGGAGUCAGUUAACUUUGUUGUUGUUGUUAUUACUACAGUGCUGAUAUGUUUAGUAUUGGUCAAGAUUGAGGUGCUUUCCUUGGCAAACAGAUUUUCAAAAGUCUGCUGUCAUUCCCAUCUGUUACACAGGAAUUUGUUGGGUUUUUCCUCUGUUUUGUCUUGAGUUUCCUAGACAUGUUUAAAGUGAUGUGAAUUUCUCUCUAAAGGCUUUAUUUCCAAAGAGCUGUGGCUAUGGUUCUCUACGCUGAGUAACGCUUGCCUAGACUAAGCCUUUGGCCUUCCUAGCUGGUAUCAUGCUUUGCUGCUUCUAGAUGUUAAGCAGGCACAAUGAGGGGAUUUGCUUUCAGGUUUUUAGGGAGCAGGUUAAAAACAGCCUUAGGUGAGAGAGAAACUUCAGUGGUUCUUAAUGUUGGUUUCCAGUGCUUUCCUUUGGCAAUUGCUGUUCUCUUUCCUUAAAAGCAGUGAAGGUUGAGUAGCAAAUCUGAGACAACAUAAGCUGCACCCAUGCCAAACCUAGCCUCCCGACUACACCAGCAUAAAUGAGGAGAAAGACAGCAUUACUUACAAAUGAAGGGCCACCUGGGAGAGCCCUGCUACCUGACUUGCAACCACAGGGACCCAACUACAUCUGUUGGGUCUGGGUCAGGUGGGAAAGCAAGCAGACCCUUAGGGAGUUAGGUUGAGAGUGGCUUUGUGCUCACAGUACACACAGCGCAGCAGCAGAUGUUAAGACCAGUGCAUGAAGCCCUCCCUGAACAAACCCCAAGGCAGAAGGAGAGCUCGGCAGGGAGUGCUGGGUCAAGUCAGAAAACAACUCGAUCCUUUCAGGGUGGAUCUGUGUCAGGCUUAAACAUUAGGCCCAAACCAACCACUACCACCUUUUAGUUUGGGUGGGGCCAAUCCUCUUUACUCACAAAACUGUAUAAUCUCCCACUUUGAACUGCAAAUGAUGAUUUUUGCAAACCCCAUUAUCCAAGCAAUAUUCAUAUUGAUUUUUCAGUGUCUGAGUGCAGCUUUGUCCAUAGAAUUAUUUUGCUAAGCUAGAACUGUCCUUCACUGCAGUGGAAAGCUAACUGUAGUUUGAAGAUAAACAUUUUUUUAACAUUGACCCUGCAAAAAAAUAUAUAUCUGUUUUGCCCACAGGUGUCCCUAACUGUGGAAUUUUUUUUCCUGUCUUCCAUUUCCCAUGAUGGCUGGCCAAAAAGAGCUUGAAAGGAGGAACCCCUCUUAAACACAGCUUUUUCUGCCUUGUUUUAAAGUAGUUUCUAUAUUUUGGGCCCAGUACCACACUCACUAAAAUAAGUGAGUUUUGUCAUGGGACUUUAGUGGAAGUAGGAUCAAAGGAUAUGCCUGUUUAUCAUUGGGAAAUCUUUGCUGAUGCUGAAAGAAUGGGUGCAACCCUAUUUAGAAAUGAUAGUGGGAGAGAUGCACUAAGCCAGUUCCCACAGGUUCAAGGACUCUCAAACCAUCAACUUUGUUACCUCCUUGAGAUCAGCCCUACAUUAGGCAGUAGUGUUCAAGUCCUUAGGGUUAAGUCUAGAUUAAGUGGCUAGAUAAUAGGUCCAAAACUGUAGUCCCCUUAUUCAGGCAAAGCUCACAUCAGCUUUAGCAGGAGUUUUGGAUAAGUAAAGGCUGCAGCUACUUGCUUAAGCAAAUGAUUGGGACAUUUUAGUAUAACACAUUUAAAAUACGCAGCCAAAGCUUUUGUCUGGAGUAGUUUGCCUCCUUGUUUACGGUUCAUUAACAAAAUUCUGUGUAAGCUACAACAAUCUCCAUGCUGGAAAAAUGUAUUGGUGCGGGAGGCAGCCACUGCUAGGGCCUGACACAAGCACCAAGAGCUGACGUGCUUAGCUGGCUGACUUAUAAAUAAAACAAAAAACCCAAACCUAUAGGCAUAUGGUUCAGGGGCUACAAAAGGGACAUAAUGGCAUGGUUCACAUUUCCUGGUUCCUUUGUAAUUUGUGAGAGGGAAGAAAGCACAUCACUGUUCUGUUUAUUCCUGCUACAGGGGUUCAGUGUUUGAUCCCUCUUAUUCUGCACAUGUUCUUAUACUGACCUCCUCACCAUGGUAUCUUCCAUUAAGCAAAGUUACUAAGAUCUGUCACCGGUAGCUAGUUCUCUCAUCCUCUCCCAAGGGAGUGUUUUAAGUUCUUUAAAUGAAAAUGCUGCCCUGUUUAUAUAUUAGAAAAGGCAAGGGUGAGGUGUGCUUUGCAUUUGUGAUGUGCUUAACUUCUGCAGGAAUUUGUUGCAGAGUUGGGCAGGCUCCCUAGAAACCAUGGCUCUGGCUUUAGAUCCUGAAGCCAAGUUGUUGACCGCAAUCUUUAGCCAUACAGAGCCCUGGUGAACAAAGGACAGAUCCUGAUGCAGUAUUCUGUAGGAAGCCAUGCUGGAGAUUCAGUAAUGGUGAAUCAAGACAGCUGAAAUUCUUCCACAUGUAAGUUUGGCUACCCCAGAUUGCAGGACUGUUUUUGUGAUGAUUUUUCCUAGUAUCAGUUUUAGGAGGCCUCCUCACAGCUCUACAACAUAUGACACCUGAGCUACCAACUAGUAAGACAUUUGCAGCAAUUGUUAAAAUCCCUUGCACUUCAACUUAAUUAUAAGUUAUGGCUUUUAACUUCUCCAAGGAGGAAGUGAAAGGGGUUCUGUUUAGUAGAGGGUUUACUGUUUUAAAUUAGGUAGAAGUUUUUAUAGGACCAGGCUUGCCUUGUUACUCUCCAAAAUAAGGCUGAGCUGAGCAGAACCUGUCCUGUGUAUAGACAAUUUCAUUAGGCAAGAAUAUUGAGCCUGAACCUCAAAUUUCAAAAGGGAUGAGGAAUGAUGUACAAGUUUUCCAACUCAUAAGGAUUACGUAUUAUUUUGUGAUAGUGCCAAUUUUAACCUGCCUUUUGAAUUUGUUUUUAGCAGAUGUUUUAUUUCAAAUACAUUUAAAGAAUGCUAUAAAGAUUACAGCAAAUAAUUAUAUCAAAGGGAUUAAAGGUAACCUACUCAACAUUUCUUCCAUGAUGUUGAUGAGCAAGACAGUAUUUGCUUUGUCACAACCUCUGCCAUGGAAUCUUCAACAGUUAACAGGGAGAUGUGGGUACCUACAAAGUAUUGCUUCAUUUGUUAGUAUAUUAGAAAAGGGAGUGGGGAUAGGACUAAUAGGAAAUGAUUUGGUGUUAAAUAGUUUAGUGCUUCUUGUAAUUGGUUAAAAGUAGCAGUCGCCCUAGUGCGCUAGUUAUAAAAAUGACCACUUUAAAACAGUAAAAUUCCAAAAACUAAUAUUUAAUUAUGCAACUGUUUACAUAAUACUUCAAGCUGGUGUUUCAGUUUUUAUUUAAACUGACAAGUGUGCAUUCUAUCUUCUUCAGAAGUAACUUGCAUCACCUGUAGACACUGCAACCCAACUCCCACCAAUU